Ambispora gerdemannii is the source of this 1101-nucleotide messenger RNA. Lineage: Eukaryota; Fungi; Glomeromycota; Glomeromycetes; Archaeosporales; Ambisporaceae. The record is from the annotation of a GenBank genome assembly.
AUGUUUGAAAAUUCAUUCUCAGUCAAAAAAAGAAUCCUGGUAAAAGAUUUGCCGUCUCAUGCUAUUCUAGAAUUCCAAAAAUCACUUUCAAAAGAAGCUCGGGUUUUAUCUGCGACAACGACUGAUGAAGUAGAAGCGAAAGAAUAUAAAGAAGCGUUGGUUUGGUGUGCUGAUAAUUCAGUUAAACCGGCUAGCGUUAUUAUCCAGAUAUCCGAAUUAGACGACAUUGUCAAAACAAUUAACUUUGUACGCACCGACAAUCUCGACUUUGCAAUUCGAGCCGGUGGUCAUUCAACUUCCGGUGCAUCUUCAACAAACCGUGGCCUUCUUCUUGACUUGAAGAAAUUAAAUAAAGUACCGUGUGUCUGUGGAGUUGUCAAUAAUACUGGCAUUGGUGGUUUGACUCUUGGCGGUGGUUUUGGAUAUUUGACUGGUCGCUAUGGUCUUAUGAUUGACAAUCUUGUAAGUGCGACGAUAGUACUUGCAGACGGCUCAGUGAAACAUGCUUCUUCGAAUUCUAAUCCCGAUUUAUAUUGGGGAAUACGUGGUGGCUGCAGUAAGUUUGGCGUGGCAUAUGAAUUCGUUUAUAAAGCGCAUGACCAAAAAAAUCAAGCAUACGCAGUAUUAUUAGCAUUUGAGGCAGAGAAAUUCGAAAGUGUUGUUGAAGCGUAUAUUGAAUGGUUGGGGAAAAGAGGAGAGGAUGACACUGUGAUGAUGAUAAUUGGACGUCAUCCUCCUGAAUAUAAAGUUAAGUAUUCCGUCAUUAUAUGUAUAUUAUUCAACAACUCAAAUUCUGAAGAAUUAUAUCUCCAUCGUUUCGAGCCACUUCUUCGUCUCACACCAUUUAUGAAGCAGGUUGCGCUUAUGCCAUAUCAUAUUGUCAAUUCACUUGGCAAUGAUAAUGCACCAUAUGGUGGUCAUGCUCGAGAAACAGCAAUAAUUUUUGAAGGCCAUGAUGGACGAAAAAUAGCAACCGUCAAACUAGAAGAUACAGCAUUCGGACAUCGACAUAACUUUUUUAGUGUUAAUAUCAGGCAAAAAUGGUAUAAUCCUGAGAAUGAUGUGCGCGUUCACGAAUGGGCUAAUUCGAUCGCUAAAGAA